Molecule: messenger RNA, 1492 nt
Organism: Frankliniella occidentalis (western flower thrips)
Lineage: Eukaryota; Metazoa; Arthropoda; Insecta; Thysanoptera; Thripidae
Exons: 3
Coding region: 67-774 (235 amino acids)
Source: RefSeq, a predicted model, not a curated record
CAGUGAAAGCGGGGUGGCGCGCACUAGGGUGGCCGCCAGCGAGGCAGCAACACGGAGGGGCAGGCCAUGCCGACCAUCUCCGGCCGAGUGAUAAAGUGGCCAGCCGUGCAGCUGCUGAGCCUGGCGGUCCUGGCGGUCCUCAUGGCCAUGGUGGGCGUGGCCGCCCCCGCGCGCACCUCGGGCCGCCGCCUGGCGCUGUCCUGGCUGGACCCAGCGGACACCGAGGAUGUCCCCGCCGCCGUGGCGCUCGGCGGCAUCGACGUCGUGGGAGGCUACGGCGGUGGCAGGGCCGCACCCAGGGACUCGGGGACGUUCGACGCGGACCUCGACCUGGACCUCGCGAUGGACGAGGUCAGCGACAACGUGGUCAUGGCGCAGCAAGAGGGGGCCGAGGCUCCGCUCUCCACCGCCAAAAGGACACUGCAGGACAUUUGCGACAACAUCGUGGUGCACUCGAGAGACGCCAGGUCGGGGCACAAGUGCGUGCGGACGGGGCUGCUGCAGUGCUCGUGCGACAACGGCUACGAGGCCGUGACGAUGGGUGACAUGCACUACCCCCACCACAUCCAGCAGAAGAAGUGCAUCAAGAGCCCCUUCUGCCACCAGCGCACCUACGACAUGCCGGUGCUCACCCGGGGCAGGACCGAGAUGCAAGAGGGCAACAUGAACAAAAUCCCCCUGGUGCCCGAUCUCCUGCGCGAGCACUGGCGCUUCGAGAUGAAACAAAUCGUUGUGGCCUGCGAGUGUGGGCAUCCUGACUAUAAUGGGAAAUAGAGGGAUAGUUCUUUGGCGAAACUAUUCGAAUUUUCAUGUCUGACUUACGUUAACGUGCCACACCACAACAUUUUUGAUCUUAAAGUAAGCAAGUUCUUAUGUCGUUUCUGUGUUCGAGGGAGUUGGCGAGAUCAUUCCCUGUUUAAGUUACCGAAAAUGAUUUUUCUUCAUCGAUCUCAUCGCUUGCCACUUCUUCUCUGUGUCUUGUGGCUGGCUGGGGCACAGCGAAGAGGUGUCGAGUGAGCAUGCGCGGGUACGCCGAGGGGGUACUCACUUCCGAAAGUGGGUGUACAUGCUGUCAAAAAGUGAAAGUGAGAGUGAUAAAAAGUGGAGCUAAAGUGAAAAAAGUUGAGUUAAAGUGCGCAAAAGUGGAAAAAAAGUUGAGUUAAAGUGCGCAAAAGUGAAAAAAGUUAAGUAAAAGUGUUGAGCAAAAGUGGAAAAAGUGAAGCGAAAGUGAAAAAAGUUGAGCAAAAGUGGGCAAAAGUGAAACGAAAAGUUACGAAAGUGAACUGAAAGUGAAAAAGUGAAAAGUUAAGGUGUACACAUAAUCUCGUAGUGAGCACCCCCUCGGGGUACGCGGACAGACUUUCAUUUUGUUAUUGGUUCGCGGACAAAUUAAAAUUAAAAUGUGUUGUAGUCAUUAGCAUAUUACCUGUAUUUAUAGUAUUUAUCAUUAUUCAUCUUUUAACAACUGUAAUAAAUUUCAGAGAAAAUAUGA